Paramuricea clavata is the source of this 9504-nucleotide messenger RNA. NCBI's taxonomy places the organism in Eukaryota, Metazoa, Cnidaria, Anthozoa, Malacalcyonacea, Plexauridae. The record is from the annotation of a GenBank genome assembly.
AUGGUCAGUGUUAUAAACUUUGUGACCGUCGUAGUGCUGAAAAACAUAACUUUUCGCGCCAACACUACUGCUUCUAAUUACAAGUUGUCACGGUAUUGCCAAGCAUCCAUUUAGAGAAUUACAAAUCUGUCCCCAAUAACGAUCCUUCGUUUAAUGAAAACAAAAAAGACUCGAGUUGUGUCUCUGCUCUUGUAUAUAUUGGUCACCAAGAACCUGUAUUUGAAUGCAUGUAUAGAUAAAACCAUGAAAUAGGCGAAUCUGGUCCAUGUAACUAAUUGUUCUGUGUAUGGACUGCAAUCUCCAGCAAUGCUGUGCAAUGAUUAUGGAAAUGGGUGCAAAUGAUUAUUUAUUUACAAGAUUCCUCCUCAUGCUGCGUUCUUAGAAAACAAGUAUAUUUCUUGCACUCAUUACCAAUCCCCGUGUGGUCUAGAUAUGUAUAUGUCCAUAUAUGUAUAGGUUAUUUUUAGUGUGCACGGCUCCAUGGAGGAGCACUUUUUGUAAAAUUGAGUACGUGUGAAAAUAAAGUUUUAAUAAUAAUAUAAAAGUAUAAUUAAUUUGUUUUAAAUGAGCGCUUCUAUUUUUUUAAUAAGGUCGAUUUGCACUACACAGUCACAGCUUGAAUUACUGAUCCAGCACACAACGCACAUACGUACGCGUUAUCGUAGAUGAGUUGUGUGCUUGAUUUACACAGUACAAAUCAAGUUGUAAGCAGGUUGCAUGCGACAGUUUUAGGCAAAAGUUGUGUGAUGUAAAUCGGUCUUAAGAAAGUGGCUAUACUUAUUGAAAAUUACAGUAUAUUAAUUAUUUACGUAUAUAUAGUAUUUCACUUACAUAAACGUUGCCACUAUACAGCCUGUUUCAUCCAAUGGAGGAAUCUCAUCCAUGGCAGAUUCCUCCAUUGGAUAAAACAGGUUGUAGUGGAUGAACACUUUGAGAUGAGCAAAAAACUACUUGCCCUGUCUUUAAUUAUUUAUGUAUCUAUAUAUUUGCAACUCACUACAAUUAAAGCAAAUGCAAAACCUUAAAGUUGAAAGCUUAUUGGUUCUUGUAAAAUGAAAAAUGUAAAACAACAUUAAUAUCUAUUGUUUUCAAACAGACUCUUAUAUGAAGAAAUAAAAAUAGAAAAUAUGAAUUUUCGAACGAAAAUUAUUAGCCUAUAACUAUAGUUGAUAAAAAUGUAGGCAGGGGGCAUCAAGUACUGCAUGUAAAUUAAGGAAAGUUUUGGAAAGAAAACGGGAAAUUUCAGAACCAUCCUCAGAGAUAUGAAAGACUAGUUUUAUAUUAUUCACAUAUUUCGUGCACUUGAAUUGGAUAAGACUCGCUACCAAUCCCAGUUGACUCAAUAGCUCAAUGAUAGAGCGACGGUCUGAAGAUGCGAGUUCCAAUCUCGCUUGAGACACCAAAUGUUUCGUUGUACUCGGCAUUGUCAGAGGGCCUUAAAACUGACGUUCGAGGUAUUUAAUCGACUUAUAGCACGAUUGGCGAGGUUUUUUCCAAAAUAGCUCUUAAGCUUGUGGGACGUAUAAUCUGGUUGAACAUGCGCACUUUAAAUGCUUUAAUGUGGACAAGCACGCACGUUUUAUCAUUUAAGUCCCACAACAUUCUCGUCCCCAGAGCCAUUUUCACUCGGUCACUCGUUGAAAAUUAGGCUCUGGGUUAGAUGAUUGGUUUGGGUUAGAUGAUUGGUUUCUCAGAGAACUGCUAUUUCCCACAAGUUGAGCAGUUUUCGCUACGCAAAAUUAUUCUAUCAACAAAUGUGAACACAAGUACUUCGUUUCUUCGUAAUACUUCUCUGUUAAAAUUUAGAAACUAAUGCAAUUUUUCUUGCACUUCCAGUUCCAUAUAUCCCAGAGCUUAUGAUGGUCGCGAGAGGCCCUGGGAGCGAGGAUGGUCCCACAAGUGAAACAGCAAAAUUUUUGCACGUUUACACUUGUUAUUUAGGUGCUAUUUUCUUCUGAUGGAUUUAAAUGACUUCAUGAGUUAUGAAUGUUCAGAUGAGGGUAUAUCAUUGAACUCUCUAAAGCUUUGGGCAAACUAGGAAACAUUGUUGCGGAAACAUUGUUGCGGAAACAUUGUUGCGGAAACAUUGUUUCCUGCCAAUGUUUCGCCAUGUUUCCCAGAGUGGGCAAACACUAGGAAGCAUUAGCAAGAAACAUAGGGAAACAUGAAAAGUUUCUGAAGUUGCUAGGAAACAUUUUUGCUUUUCGGGAAGCAAAUUUUGUUUCCGCAACAAUGUUUCCUCGGGUGGGCAAACAGGGAAACAUUUGAGAAAACAUCGAGAAUCACAAAUGUUUCCACAACAAUGUUUCCUAGUUUGCCCAGGGCUUAAGGUUCAGGGGCCGGUUGUAUAAAACUCUUAAUCACUUUUUUAAUCACUAUUUUGUAGUUAAAUAGUGAUUAACUCUCAAAUACGCACUUCUUAUUCGAUGACGUUUCCACUAACUAUAGUUAACUUUAAUCACUUUUUUAUACAACCGGCCCCUGAAUAUCAUAACCCAGAUCAUAACCUAUCGCCGAUUACUCGUUCACAUCCAUCAGAAGAAGAAAAUCGCACUAGAAAUCGUAGCAAAAGUUGCACUGAAUGUAAACGGGCAUUAAGAAGUUUGACUGUUGAUCCAUGCAGUUAAUCUCUUUCUCUGCUAGUCUCUUUCUCGUUUAGAGACUUACAGCGUUUAUCUCGGCGCGAAGGAGAGUAGGGGCUUGAGUUUGUAGCUGUGGCGGCGGUCAUGUAGACAACGAAUUUUUCGUUGUAUACUCUGCAAUGUCAGAAUGAUAUGGGAACGUGGAGUCUUUUUCCUAGUGCAAUAAUUUUAUUUCUGUCUUGCAGGAAAAAAGUCAGCGAGAGAAAGAUGUGCUAAAAAAGGCAGCGAGGUUUGUGUCCAUUAAUUCCAUUUUUGUCAGGUCAUGGUCAAACAAGAUAUUCUCUGGAAACGUAUGGCGAUAAAGUCGUUUUCUUCAUGUUUAAUCAAUCAUUGCUCAGUUUUGGGUUACGUAUUAGAGUUAGGAGUUGAUUUUUGCUAUGAGUGGAAAAGAGCCUUUAUUAAUAAUUGUAUGGAAAUUGUCCCAGACAACUUAGUUACCUGGUGCUACAUUAUAGUAUAUUAGGUCAUAAUUACAUAGGGUUAUCAGGGCCGCCGAGAAGUUGGCGGGGGCCCGGGGCAAAUUUUUUUUAGGGGCCCUAUUUCAAAAAUUGUUUCCGGACGAUUGAUUUCCAGCGACUUUACCUCAAUUUUUCAUACAAAAUUUCAGUGCUUUGUCCAAAAAACCCCAAAUAUCUUGCCCUUUGCGCGGAAAUAUUUAACCCAAAAAAAUGACUGGGGCCCAACAAAAAUUUCCGGGGGGGCCCAGAACCUGGGGGCCCGGAGCAAUUUGCCCCUUCCUGCCCCCCCCUUCCCUCUCGGCGGCCCUGAGGGUUAUUUGGGCAAAGACCUACUUAAAAUGGUCAUGUUUUGUGAUUGGCUUUCGUCUUUCAGAAACAAAUCAGAAACAAAAAUUAUCAUUGUUUGUGACUCGUUCUUUAGAAAGACGAUUUCUGUAGUUUUAUUGUCUUUCAAUGUUAUAAUCAACCAACCGCGAGCCUGGAUAGUAUAGGUAGAUGAUGACCCGGUUAUUUUUUUAUUUAGAUUACAAAAGGACCGUGCUAUUGAGUUGGAAAAGCACGUGGACUCGCUAAAACAGAGAUUGGUAACUUUAUUAGGCAUUUUAAUCGAGUCAAUCUAAAAAUGAUGAGUAUAUCUAAAAAUCACCAGUUAAAGCGAAAUCUGGCCACCUUUCUAUUUUGUGUUUGUAGGAUCAGGAAUUGACUGAGGCUAAACUCAAUGAAGAUGUCUGGAAGGAUAAAGAAACAAAGUAUAAAAGAGAAAAGACAUCUUAUGAAGCCAGGAUUGAUAAACUUAAGGGGUACAUAUGCAGAGGAAUUCUUCAAUCAAAUAAUUUAUUUCAAUGUUGUACGUUCCAAGACAAAACAUCUUUCGGUAUUAUGCAGAAUAAAACUAAAAUUACAUUACUUAAUUAGUACUUAACCGAAAUACAUUUGUGCUAUAAGUUAUAUUUCGUUAAUAAGUUUUUUGAAACCCCUAAGAUCAGGUGCCUGACGUAGCUACAUUGUUGGGUAAAUUGUUCCACAGAUGGCAGUAUUAUAAUAAGCAACGAUAUAGUUGAGUCUGCAUGAUUCACACAUUUUCAUUGACGAUUAUUGCGCCUUGUCGUAAAAUUGACAUAGUUCUAUCAGUUCUAAACUGUGUUAUCUAGAAGUCCAGUAAGAUCCUUUCCUCGUUGAACCAGGAGGAAACCGGCAUACCUGGAACAAAUGUUUUUUUUAGUGGCACACAGGAGAUUAGUUUUGUAUAUAUACGUCUAGCAUGCAGUUUUAAAAAACUGUAUUUGCAUGCCUAACAGUAAUUUUGUUGCGUUUUAUUUAGUCGUGUUGAUGAGCUGGAAAAGAUUAUUGAACACACUGAAAGUACUGCCAAGGUAUAUUUGAAGUUUAGUGUUCCUUUGCACAGAAAUGAUGCAUGGUUUUUUCUUAAAGGUCUUUAUACAAGCUGUCUUAUCUCUUGUCCCUUAAUUAACAGACAAGCAAUUAAGGAAGCUCUUAACACGAAACUACAAACUCGUAUCCAAGAAAUAAAUUCACUUCGCGCUGAAAACGAGAGAUUAAAAGUAAGUCCAUCAAAUUGGAACCUUUAAUAUGUAUCUUAUAUGGUACAUAACUUAUAUCCUGAUAUCCCAUGCAUAAUUAUUUUGAUAGAAGUGGACGGUUUUAAGGAAAGAUUAAAAGCUGAAGAAGAACGAAACUUUGCCAAGGUAUGCACUCUCAUUUUUGUUCAGUUGAACUUGCUGGAGAAUUUCAGAGAACACAAUUUUUCACUACCAAAAAUUAAUUUAAUUGCGAUUACAUUGUGUGUAUUGUUGCCUAAUGUACCCGAACCAAAUGCUUAUGUCACACGCGUGCCCUAUAAGGAUUAGUUUCUGGUAGUUGCCGACGCUUUGCGAAAUGUUGGGGAGGGGUUUCCUGUACCAUAUUACCACUCAUGCAUAUGCUGCUGCAAAUCUUAGUUCUUUAAAAACUUUUUGUUUUUAAUUCAUGCAAUUUUAUAGCCUACCGAUGCUUUCAUGGUUGUAAAAUUAUUGUUAUAGCUGACCAUUCGAAUAAAUCAGUUCUAUACUUGACCGCUCACAAUUCAAAAGAUAUUGAGCGAAAACUUUCGACAGGGCAAUUUGUGGAAAUCCGGCUUUAUUCAAGGGCGGUUGCUCUCUUGGCCACUCCUAUAGUAUCUGCCGUUGAUUUUUUGGUGAGAGAGCUAACCCAGUGUACCCACAAAAAAGUCCUGAAGCAAAAGAGAAAACCAUUAACCGCACUCUAUACUUGCAUGAGUUUCUCAAGAACAUGCACACAACCUGUACGGUUGCAGGCUUGACUCCGCGGUCAGUGAGAGCGCGCUAACCCCAUCUGUAACUCGUCUGUUCAGAGAUAAAUAUUUUUAUUUACUAUCAACUAGAUAAACUGUAUGAGGAGAUAGACCAGUUCAAGGGAAAGAUAUAGAAGACUACAAGAAAGCGUUAUACGAGACUAGAUCAAAGGUUUGUAGUGCAUGGAAAAUAUCUCAGCUGUGUGUUGAGUGUUUGUUAUUGAACCCGUAUUAUAGCUUCGAAAUGGUAGAUUAGCUUUACUAUUCACGAGUACAAACUAAAACUAAACUACCUUUUUACUGGAUAGCUCUAUCAGUUAUGUCAAAGUUGUUCUCUCUAGAGGUUCAGUAAUGCUCAUCACUAAUUGCAUGACACAGUGAGUUUAGGGGAAUCUAAACUGAACUAACUUUAUUCAUAUAUACAUGCUUGAUGCCUCUAUAUCAGUUCUAAAAUAUUUUUCCUAGAGUCCAGUAAAUCUACAGAACCAGGUUUUAUCCAUACUAGAUAGAUCUCGUAGUUCUAAGCUGCUCUCCCUAAAGGCCCAGUAAGGAUCGUCCCUUGCUGUUUAAGUUUCACUAUUGCAAGAGGAAACCAAAAUGUUAAUCUGACAACUGUCUACCUGGUGUCCCCAAAAAACUAUACACUGUUUGAUUUAAUAUAGCAGAAAAACUAGAACAGCUAUCAUGCAUGAUGAAAUGAACUUUAUCGUAUCCAGAAAGGGCUGACUUAAAUUUGAUAUAUGGAAUAUAUGUAGUGAAUAUCAAUGUUUUAAAUUGAACAACCAUUUUUGCUAUAUUAGUUUAAAUCAAACAGUGUAUAGUUUUUUUGGGGACACCUGAAAUUUUGAAUAUCAUACUUUUAUAAACUUCUCAAAAGAAUCUAUGAUCGCCAAAUUGUGGUCACCAAAUUUCGCAAUUGUAUAAUAGAACAGGAGCUUUAACUGCUGAAAAAUGCUUUGAAAGUACCUUGCCCGUUAUAUUAUCAACAUACGAAAAACUUUAAAUUUGUUUGAUUAUUCUGUCCUUUUCCGGCUGAGAUCAUUUUUCUAUAUAGUGCGAGUCUUAUUUAGUAUAUGUGACAGAAGAGAUUCACUUAGUAUAUGUGACAGAAAAUGACAGGGGCCGGUUGUAUAAAAAAGUGAUUAAAGUUAAUCAUAGUUAAGUGGAAAUGUCAUCCAAUAAGAAGCGCCUAUGUGAGAGUUAAUCACUAUUUAACUACAAAAUAGUGAUUAAAAAAGUGAUUAAGAGUUUUAUACAACCGGCCCCAGGUGUAUUUAUAUAGACUUUAAAACCUUUUACUUCGUGAAGUUAUUUUUAUUGAAAGCAAAAUAUUGUGUUUUAAAAGUCAACACAUAGGUGAAACACCUGCUCAGGAAUAUUUUUUAAGUUUACUGGCAUUUGGGAAAUAGUAAUUGCUGGAAAAUCAGAUUUAGGGUCCUGAAUUGGGGGGGGGGGGUCUAGAUCCAAUUUCCUAGCCCACUUGUUUUUUUCUGAAUCCCAUCAGUUCCAGCCAUUUUUUGACCAAAUCCCAAUUUCAACUGUAAACUUGAAAGAAUAUUUCUGAGUGGUGUUUCACUUAGCUAUGUGUUGACUUUUAAAACACAAUAUUUUGCUUUCAAUACAGUUUUCUUUAAAUAUAACUUUGUGAAGUCAUAAUUUAAAGCCUAUAAAUAAUAUCAUGUCAUUUUCUGUCACAUUGACAUUUUCUGUUACAUACCAAGUAUAUCUAGCAACACUGAGAUGUACGUUUGAGAUAUAUUGCUAUAUUUUUUCUAGAUAUGUGGAUUUUAUUACUACUUGCAGUGCGUUGUUUGGCAGUUUUGCCUACCGACCCACCACCGGAGGAAGCUGCCACGAAAUAUAUAACUUGUCAACACAUCAUUGGAAGACCAGCUGCUUGCCAGUGCAUAGGCAUAGAACCGGCGUGUUAGUUAUAUUAAAAUGAUUCUUUCUAAGUCGAAUGGGAAAUGUUUAAUUAACGGGUCAUAUCCAGGUCCAACCAUAAUUGUACGUUAUCGAGGGAUUGUAGCAAUUGAUGUUUAUAAUACUAUGGAUGAAUACACUUCGAUACAUUUUCAUGGAAUGCAUCAAAGAAGUGUUCCAUGGAUUGAUGGAGUGGGGAAUAUCACACAGUAUCCUAUCUACCAGCUCAUGGCAAAUUUAGGUAAAGUAAAGCGAAUAUAUUGAAGUAGAAGGGUUUCUGCAAGGCAAGCCAAAGCAAGGCAGGCAUGGCAAGCGGCAAGGCAAAGUAGAACAAAACAAAGCAAGGCAAAUCAAAGCAUGCAAAGUAGAACAAAACAAAGUAAGGCAAGCCAAAACAAAGCAAAGUAGAGCAAAACAAAGCAAGGCAAAUCAAAGCAAAGUAGAGCAAGCAAGGCAAGGCAAGAAGGCUAAGCAAGGGAAGGGAAUGCAACGCAAUGCAAUGCAAUGCAACGCAAUGCAAACAAAGCAAAGUACACCCUGUAGUGUACAGACAGGAUAUUUUAACAGCUAGAUGAAUCCAAAUAUCUUUAAAAACCAUUAAAUCUUGCAAAAUUAUUUGAAAACUCAACAGUACAACUGGCAUUGUAAUCCAAAAUAUGGCAACCUGCAGAUGACUAAAGCCUGGUUUCCAUAUGGUCGUAACGGUCGUAAAGGUUGGGUCACGAUCUUUCUCAUUAACCGAAAUACAACAUUUUAGAACUGAAAAUACGCAAAGUGAUUAGAACUAGAGAAUACUUAUGAUUUAUAUGUGGUUUACAGGUAUAAACUAUUAUAAACUGGCCGUUGAGAAAGAUCAUGACUGUAUUUUUACGACAAUGUGGAAACCAGGCUUAAACGGACCGCGACUGACGUCAAAGUAAGGUCUCUAUUGACCUGAAACGUUCGGUCUUUACAGUAGAGAUGCUUUGCCUUGCCUCGAAUAAAUAUAAUGUUUUGAUUUAGGUAUAUCUUCCGAGCACAACCUCAGGGCACACACUGGUACCAAAGAGAUCAUGACUUAUUUGAUGGGUUGAUAGUACACGAACCAGAAGUGAGCUCUCGUGUCUUCCCAGAGAAAUUUGAAGACCAACCUGAGAUUUCAAUUUGAUCAUAUCCAGUUUCAAAUGAAUGGCCAGCGUCUUCCUAGAAGUGCCAGUGUUGCAGGUUUGAACACCCAGAUAGAAUUUUACGAGGUCGGUGGUACGAACUAUCGUUUUUGAAUCAUUUCAGCUACGAUAGUGAACAUUUUUGUAAUCAGCAUAGAUCAUCAUGAAAUGCAUGUGAUGGCGACGGACGGGUAUUUAGUAAAACCAUUUGAAACGGAUUAUCUUGUCGUGAACGUCAGUGAACGAUAUGAUUUCAUUUUGAAAGCCAAGGAAGACGUGCUGUCGGGUUCUAAAUUUCCAAUCAGGAUUCAGUUACUCGCAGUUCUUUGCAAUGAUAAUAGCAAGGUAGCUGGGGAAAGUUACGGACACGGUUUUCUAGUUGAGCAAAUGAGACCUGUACUUCCUGAAAGAUUGAUAGUUCAGAAUGGUCGGUGUAAUGAUAAAUACAAUCCAUGUAAGUGAAUUGUCCUUUCGAGAAAAUGCCAAAAGAUUAUUCUAAUCAAGGUUCAUAUAUGACGUGCGCUAACGUACUGACUCCGGAGGAUCAAUAUCCAAAUUUAGUAGUUGAACUGAACGGACACUCGUAUUUCAUUGCUAAAAUUGGCUACCCUGAAUAUGACGAGAGUGGACGUAUCACAGUCCCGAAGAAGGAUAUAAAGCUGCUUCCUUGCGGGCACCCAACAUGGAGUGAUGGCAUCCCCGGCGGGAUUGUUGUGGACAGUACUACAGUCCGUAAAGACACAGUGAUAGUGCCCGCUGGUGGUUAUGUCGUUAUUCAUCUUCUUCAAAAUAAUCCAGGAUGGUGGUUCAUGUAUUGUCAUAUUGAUUACCAUCUCAAUCAUGGAAUGGCGAUAGCAAUUGGUGAAAAUCCAAACAUGGCGAGCAUACCUCCCGAUCCACUGUACAAUGUCACGGAGGAAUUUUGCUUCACCCUGCGAACAUUUCUUGUUAGAGAAAAUAGCAACGGCUUACCAGACCAAAUAAUUGUAGCAGCCAAUAAUGCACUACUGACGUUAAUUUUGUAG